This is a messenger RNA of Drosophila subobscura, 2727 nucleotides long. Its product is annotated as protein lozenge. The record is from RefSeq and is a predicted model, not a curated record. The coding region runs from base 1 to 2568 and encodes 855 amino acids. Gene Ontology annotation, molecular function: ATP binding; RNA polymerase II cis-regulatory region sequence-specific DNA binding; DNA-binding transcription factor activity, RNA polymerase II-specific. Lineage: Eukaryota; Metazoa; Arthropoda; Insecta; Diptera; Drosophilidae. The transcript is spliced from 6 exons. Gene Ontology annotation, cellular component: nucleus. Gene Ontology annotation, biological process: regulation of DNA-templated transcription.
AUGCAUUUGCAUCUAUUGGCCAGCGACCCGACAACGCAACAGUCCAGCAGCAGCAGCAGCGGCAGCGGCAGCAAAAGCAGCAGAUCCAGGGGAAGAUCCAGCGUCCGACGUCUACAUACGGGUGCAGCAGCAGUUGCAGAGUCCACCGCCCAAACCGAUCUCACCGCCAGCGACGCGGGCUGUGCCACUGUGGCGCCCGUCAGCAUCGCCGGUCCCGGCCGCCUGGCGCGCAGCAUCAACGGCAGCAGCGUCGGCAGCCACCACCCACACUCGUACUACCCACCCUACCCACACCACUACACCCACAAUCCGCAUUCGCACUCGCACCUGCAGCACCUGCAGCAUUCCCACCACCCGCAUCAUCCCCACCACGCGGCCCAUCCGUCUCACCACAGUAUGGUGACUUCCUCCACCUCGCCCACCGGCAACGGCUGGACCACGCCGGGCGACUACAAAGGGGCCACAGCCGCGACGGCACCUGCCGCCCCGUCGGUGGCAUCAUCUGUGGCCGCCACAGCGUCCACAGCCGCCGCUGCCGCAGCCGCAUCGGUGAUGUGCGAGGUUCUGCCCUCAAGCAGUGCCAGUGUGGGCAGCAGCUCGCCAACAGGUGGCGCCAGCAAUGGCACGGCCCACAGUGGACACAGUGGUGGUGGGGGCAACAGCAGUAGCACCACCACCACCACAACCACCACCACUGGGGCCAACAACAACAACAAUAACAACAACAACAACAAUGCAGUGCAUCAGGAUCUGCUGUGGAUGGAGAGGCUGGUACUGAAGCGGCAGCAGGAGCAUCCCGGAGAGCUAGUGCGCACGAGCAAUCCUUACUUCCUGUGCUCCGCCCUGCCCUCCCAUUGGCGCUCCAAUAAGACGCUGCCGCUGGCCUUCAAGGUCGUGGCGCUGGCGGAGGUCGGCGACGGCACCUACGUAACCAUUCGCGCCGGCAACGACGAGAACUGCUGCGCCGAGCUGCGCAACUGUACCGCCCAGAUGAAGAACGAUGUGGCCAAGUUCAAUGAUCUCCGCUUCGUGGGACGCAGCGGACGAGGGAAGAGCUUUACGCUGACAAUCACCGUUGCAACGAGUCCGCCGCAAGUCGCAACCUACGCCAAAGCCAUCAAAGUCACCGUCGAUGGACCACGGGAGCCGCGUUCCAAGACAAGUCCCACCGGCGGUCCACACUACCGCGCCCUUGGCCUGGGCCAGCGGCCCUACAUCGACGGCUUCCCAAAGACGCUGCACGAGCUGGAGACGCUCCGGCGCUCGGCCAAAGUGGCAGCCGCGACGACAGCGGUGGCGGCUGCGGCCACGGCAGCCACAGCGGUGGCAGCGGCAGCAGCAGCAUCAGGCUCCACCACCGCCAACAAUUCUGCCGCUGGCAUCGGCGGUGUGGGCGUGGCUGGCGGCAGCAAUGGCAGCGGCAGCGGCAGUGGCAGCGGUGCUGGUCUGGUGCAACAAUUGAGCAGCAAUUACUCAUCCCCGAAUAGUACAAUCAACUCGGACUGCCAGAUCUACAAGCCCAAUGCGCCCCACAUCCAAGAAACCGAUCUGAUGGGUGCCGGGGAAUGGACUGGAUCCUCGAGCUCUGCGGCUGCCUACUACCACAGCCAUGCCCACCACCCACAUGCCCACCAUCCGCACGCCCACCACGCCCACGCCCAUGCACACGCCCACGCGCACCACCUGCAGCAUCAGAUGGCCCUGCCGCCGCCUCCGCCGCCGCCGGCAGCAGCGCCAGUGACCAACGGCACGGGCGGCAUGGGCAUGGGCGUCGGUGUCGGUGUCGGUGUCGGCAUGAGCAUGGGCGUCGGCAUGGGCAUGAGCAUGAACCAUUACGGCAGUGGCUAUGAGACGGCCAGCAGCCUGGACGCCGGCAACUACGCCGCCCACCUGCCCGCCGUGCUGCCCGAAAUGCACGGCCACGGAUUCGCGACGGAUCCGUACCAGACGGCGGGCGGCUACGGAUCGAGCGCUGGAGCGGCCAAGUCCGACCUGGAGAAUCUCGGCGGGGGCUAUGGGGCGGGGGCUGGCUACAACAAUUGGUCGAACGGCUACAACAACUAUCAGUACGGCAGCUGCACGGCUGCAACGGCGCAGUACGGCGGCACGGGGGCUCAUGCGGCGGCACCGCCGCCGCCACCGCCCCCGCCCGUGGUGCUCUACCCGCAACUCUACUCGACGGUCAACCAGAACCAGAUCCAUCUGCAUCUGCACAGCAGCGAGAAGCUGGAGCAGUAUCUGGGCAGUGCCAGCGACCAGCAGCUGACCAUCAGCUCCCUCACCGGCAGUCGCUCCAGCAUCGAGAUCGGUCUGGGUGGAGCCGGUGGUGGCCUGGUGGGUGGUCUCACCGGCGACCAGGAGCAGCAGCAGCAGCUUCAGCAAACGCAGGAGCAGACAUCGGAGGCGUCCAACCAAAGCUACCAUCUCGGCCAUCACAAUCAGCUUCCCCACCAGCAGCAGCAGGCGGAACAGGGCGAUGGUGUGGGUGUGGGUGUUGGUGUGGGCGUUGAGGCACCGCGGGAUGUCGAGGAUGUGGGUGAUCUCACGCAGGUGUGGCGACCCUAUUGACCCAACCGGAUAGCGGUGCCAAUGCCAGCGAGGCAUCCACCUCCACCUCCGCCUCCGCCUCCGCCACGAGCCUUUCUCCACAUCGAGCUGAACUGAAGUCCGAGCAAAGAGGAGUCUUGGGAUGAGUCUCACCAGCAGAACUGUACAAUUUUUUGUUUU